GAGCUACCCAAAUACGACCUUACUGUUGAAGACUCCCCUCUUCUCUCUGCGACUGCGAGGAUCAAAGCUCCUUAUUUCUCUCGACUAUACCUCUCAACUGCUAAGGUGAACGGAGGCCCCGUUCCCAGAAGAUCUCUGGUGAAGGGGCUGCUUUUUAGAGACACUUAUAUAGUCGGGGGGAAAUGUUUUCAAUGUCAUUUUCCCAGCCAUGAAGCUUCUAUACUAUGCAUAAAAAAUCUAAACCAAUAAAGAAUUGUGUUUUGAUUUGAUGAACUGGAGGGAUGCUAACUUCUACCUGGGAAGUAUAUCAUAAAUGUCAGUUUUACUUCAGCAUCUCAAAUGGAUGAUCAAUGGGUUCAAUAAAUCAUCAUCGAUGGGUCCUAGGAGGUUGAAGGGACCUGAUGCCAAAUCCUUACAUCAGCCAAAGUUUGUUCAGCCUCACAAGUCUCCAUUGAAUGCUAUCAAUCUCAAACAUAAAAGCGAAACACUUAAAUUGCCUAUUUUAGGGGCUAUACAUGAGAUUUCAAUAUACAUCCAUCGAUUUCACAACCUUGACUUGUUUCAGCAAGGAUGGUAUCAACUUAAGAUAACAAUUAGGUGGGAGAAUGAUGAUUCUGGUUCCUUUGGAACGCCAGCAAGAGUAGUUCAAUAUGAAGCACCUGAUUUGGGUUCUGAUGAUAUAUAUGGUGUGUGGAGAAUUGAUGACACUGACCAUAGCUUUUCAACACAACCUUUCCGCAUCAGAUAUGCAAGACAGGAUAUACUUUUGGCAAUGAUGGUCUCUUUCAACUUAUCUCUCAGCAAACUUGAGGAUCCUUCGACCUCUGCUGUUAUUGUGAAGUUUGAGCUGUUGUAUGCUCCUGUUUUGGAGAACAGGUAUAAUGUUGAUGCUUGCUUGGAUACAUCCCCUGCUGCAGUCCAUGAAUUCCGACUCCCUCCUAAAGCACUUUUAGGGUUGCAUGCCUACUGUCCCGUUCAUUUUGAUGCAUUUCACGCGGUAUUAGUUGAUACAAGUGUACAUGCUAGCCUGCUGAAAAGUGAGGUUCACACUUCCUCGCUGAAGGUACCCAGUGAUCCUAUAUCUGACAAACAUGACCUUGCUGUGGAGCACAAUAAAAUAAAGCAAGUUAUGCUCUUCAAAGCAUUAUCAAGUGCUCACGACAUACUUCUAGAAGAGCUACAAAAGCUCAGCAAGGCUAUUGAUGUACCAAUUGAAGUGGAAGAUAUUUCUUCUAGCAUAUUUUUCGGUACCACUCAAAGAUCUGAUCAGGACUCGUCAGAUGCUGAAAUUCGAGUGCAAGUUUCAAGCAAACCCCUUGAAGUUUCACAGAAACACAAUGGUAAAGUUGAUUUUCAGCCUGAUGGUUUUCUCUAUUCACUCUCUGAAGAGAUGCUGGUCAAGUCACUCGAUUUGAUAAGCAAUCAAGUGAAUUACUUGUGGAGUACAUUUUUAAACUUCCACAGGGCUAACGCGAAGAAGAUUCUUGAAUCUCUUUGCAACCAGUGGGCUGUUGAUCGUAAAGCUGAAUGGUCCAUCUGGAUGGUUUACACUAAGGCUGAGAUGCCCCAUCAGUAUAUGAGCAGUGUAGUGGAUGAUACCGCCAUUCGUGGUUUACGUGGUCGAGGAUCCUCUGUGCGGAAAUUAACUUGCGAUCCUGCUCAGACUGCUGCUAUGAGGGCGGAGCUUCAUAGGCGUAGUAUUGCACAGAUGAGGAUCAAUAAUCGUUCUAUUCAAGACUUGCAUAUAUUUGGAGACCCAUCACGCAUCCCCAUCGUAAUUGUAGAGCGAGUUGUCAGUGCCCCUGUUCGUUCAACCAGUGGAAAUUUCUAUUUCAAUCAGCUGGACCAGAAAUAUACAAACGGCUUGGUUGCUGGAGUUGACUCUAUCCCUUCAAACAAGCUAUCUGGCCCCACUCAUCAAACUGGUCGUGUCCUGAAGAUUGUAGUUUUUGUCCAUGGAUUCCAGGGCCAUCAUCUGGACUUGCGGCUUGUCCGAAACCAAUGGCUUCUAAUAGAACCAAAGGCAGAAUUUCUUAUGUCGGAGGUUAACGAAGAUAAAACAUCUGGAGACUUCAGAGAAAUGGGCCAGAGGCUAGCACAAGAAGUUGUAUCAUUCGUGAAAAAGAAAAUGGAUAAGGCGUCUAGAUCUGGGGUCUUGAGAACAAUCAAACUUAGCUUCGUUGGUCAUUCCAUCGGAAAUAUCAUUCUAAGAACUGCACUCACAGAGACAAUUAUGGAACCAUAUCUGAGAUUCCUGCACACGUAUGUCUCGGUAUCUGGCCCACAUCUUGGUUAUCUUUACAGUUCGAACUCGUUAUUCAAUGGGGGUUUGUGGCUCUUGAAGAAGCUCAAAGGCACACAGUGCAUUCAUCAGCUGACUUUCACAGAUGAUCCUGAUCUGCAAAAUACGUUCUUAUACAAACUGUGCAAGGAAAAAACGUUGGAGCAUUUCAAAAACAUAAUUCUGUUAUCUUCACCUCAGGAUGGCUAUGUUCCAUAUCAUUCCGCGAGAAUCGAAAUGUGCCCUGCAUCUUCAGGAGACUACUCGAAGAAGGGCAAACUUUUCCUUGAGAUGCUAAACGAAUAUCUGGACCAGAUCCGAGCACCUUCCUCCGAGCACCGUGUGUUGCUGCGCUGUGAUGUCAAUUUCGACAUCUCCUUACAAAGAAGAAACUUGAACACCUUGAUCGGACGUGCUGCUCACAUUGAGUUCCUGGAGACGGACAUCUUCGCCAAAUUCAUAAUGUGGUCUUUCCCGGAACUGUUCCGUUGAUUCACAGACGGGCAUCUCUCCUCCUGAAUACAGAGUCUCAGGGCGCAUGAGCUGUAUUCAGCGCCAUCCGACCUCCAUUUUUUUAUAAGAGGGUCCAAGUGUCACCGGCUCUUGGGGAUGGCGUGGUGUGGAAGCCCAACGACGCGAUGUGGCCCUCCAUGCUUGUCAUUGGCAGGUACAAGCAGUGUAUAUGGAGUAGUUUCAAGUAGAGACCCCUCACAGAUGUAUCUUAAUAUUAAUUUAGCAUGGUUAAUUAAAACAUUUUGUUUAGAGGUAAUUUAAAGGCUGCAAAUUGUAUCAUAGACUUAGAUAAUAGUACUGAUAAUUGAUGAUAUAGUUAAUGUAAAGCUCCGUUGCAGAUGUGACAUCAUCUGUAUUAUAACAACAUUAUUAAAUUUAUUUGCCAAAUUUGGAUAUUCAA
Salvia hispanica is the source of this 3194-nucleotide messenger RNA. RefSeq lists its product as uncharacterized. The record is from RefSeq and is a predicted model, not a curated record. Lineage: Eukaryota; Viridiplantae; Streptophyta; Magnoliopsida; Lamiales; Lamiaceae. Gene Ontology annotation, biological process: lipid metabolic process.